GAGCGAGAGAGAGAUGCAGAGAGAAUAAGGAACUUUGUUAUCAGGCGCAGCAGCAUCUCCGCCUGCACAGCGAGGCAGAGGAGAAGCAUUUAUGGUCGAUCACUGCUUUUGCCUUUCUUCCGUCCUCUUCGGGGCAUUGGGGGAGUGUGCCAAAUAGAUCGCCGUUGGGUUCUCCUGACGGAUGAAACAUAAAAGGCGCACUGACAUUACCCGGUGAGCCUGCGUUUCAACCCAUGGGUGUGAGAUGACAUUGAGGACACUUUAGUGGGACUCUGAGCUCGGACGUCAGGCGCAGGAAAAUGUAUCUUUGGAUCGCUUGUGUUUUGCUGAGCGCCACCUCUGUAUGUACAGCCGGAAUGUCUGUUGAAGGCACAUGCGAGCGAGUGUGCGCGUGCGAGGAAAGAGAGGGGACACUCACGGUGAGCUGCGAAAACAGGGGCAUCGGAAGCGUCUCUGAAAUAAACCCGCUGAACUUCCCCCAGUAUCAUCUCCUGCUCACCGGUAAUUUUUUAAGAAAGCUGGCCGCCAACGACUUUGUCGACUAUCGAGGACUCACCAUAUUACACCUGGGAAAUAAUGAGAUAUCCGAGGUGGAAGCUGGAGCCUUUAAUGGACUUCAAGGAUUAAAACGAUUACAUCUUAACAAUAACAAAAUUGAUGCCUUGAAGGAGGAGCUUUUCUGGGGCCUGGAAAGUCUGGAGUAUCUGCAGCUAGAUUAUAAUUACAUCACUCAAGUGGCCCCCAACGCCCUCGGCAGACUUCGACACCUGGAAGUGUUGAUUCUGAAUGACAACUUGAUAUCGACUCUACCUGUGAACAUCUUCCAGCAUGUUCCAUUGACUCAUCUUGACUUGAGGGGAAAUCAGCUCAAAGUCCUUCCCUACUUAGGUCUGCUGGAGCACAUGAACAGCGUGGUGGAGCUGCAGCUGGAGGAAAACCCGUGGAACUGCUCUUGUGACCUGAUUGCCCUCAAAACGUGGCUGGAGAGCAUUUCCUACACGGCGUUGGUGGGCGACGUCGUUUGCGAGUUCCCUUUCCGACUCCACGGGAGGGAUUUAGAUGAGGUCUCCAAGCAAGAGUUAUGUCCCAGAAGAGCCAUCGCUGAAUACGAGAUGCCGCCUCAGCCGCAUCUGAGCACGGACGGCAACUACAGGAGCACGCCGGCCCUUGCUACGGCUUCCUUAACCUCAUCUGGCAUCGCGAGAUCCUCGUCGAGGCCCACCAAGGGACCUCGGCAGUCGGGUAAAUUGAAAUCAAGACCGACUGCUCGACUGGCGGUGAACAAACCUCAGAACUACGGCCAAAUUAUUUCCUACCAAACCAAAUCUCCCGUGCCUUUGGACUGCCCGUCAGCCUGCACCUGCAACCUUCAGAUUUCAGACCUCGGCCUCAACGUCAACUGCCAGGAGCGAAAGAUUGAGCACAUUUCCGAUUUAGAACCCAAACCUUACAACCCCAAAAAGAUGUAUCUCACUGGGAACUAUAUCCCCGUGGUGCGAAGAACGGAUUUCAUUGAGGCAACUGGAUUAGAUUUGCUUCAUCUGGGCAACAAUCGGAUAGCUCAAAUCCACGACAGAGCUUUUGGUGAUUUGACUCAUCUUAGGCGACUCUACCUUAACGGGAAUUUGAUAGACCACCUUACCGCAGAUGUUUUCUAUGGACUAGAGAGUCUGCAGUUCCUAUAUUUAGAAUACAACGUCAUUAAGGAAAUCACAGCGGACACGUUCCAGCACGUCCCUAAACUCCAGCUACUGUUUUUAAACAACAACCUUUUGAAAACACUUCCGGUAGGAGCAUUUCAUGGCCUCACGUUGGCCCGCCUCAAUCUUCGCAGCAACCACCUGCGAUAUCUACCGGUCAGCGGUGUGCUGGAUCAGCUGACAGCGCUGGUGCAGGUGGAUUUGUACGAAAACCCCUGGGAUUGCUCUUGUAGCAUUCUCGACUUGAAGAUGUGGGUGGAACAGCUCAGCACGGGCACUGUUGUCAACAAUGUCAUCUGUGGCUCACCCAAGAGGCUCGCUGGGGAAGACAUGCGAUACAUCAAGACAGCUAAUUUCUGCCCUAAUAACUCGGUCAUGCCGGCGUCAAUGAUUCCACCCUCGGAGGAAUCCAUCCCUGGCAGCACCAUCACAAUAGAAACAUCACUAGACUCUGACACACAGUACAGUGCCAUUCCUUUAUCCGUGAUGAUCCUUGCCCUCUUACUCAUGUUCAUUAUGUCCGUGUUCGUGGCUGCAGGACUGUUUGUAACAGUGAGAAAGAGACACCUUAAGAAUCAAAACGAGCAGAAUAAUUCCAUGAACGCUUGUAUUAGCUCGCUUAACAUGGAGUAUGGACUGUACAAAAAGGGAUCCGUCCCAAAGGUCAGAACAUCAGCCGGACACGUGUAUGAAUAUAUUCCACCCCCUUCUGAGCAAACAAGCAGAACUCCAGGUCACGCUUCUGCCGACAGCAAAUCUGCCGAGGGAUUUCCGGACUUCCACCAGCUCAGCGGCGCCUUUCAGGGGAACUCGGACGAAGACGCGGCGAGUAAUGUAAUAGGCUCGGAAUACAGCACCGCUGCUUCGGAGCCACUCAAUAAGCCUUUCGGCAUGAAACAAGAUGAUCCGUCGUGCUACAGAGAAGUCCUCAAUCCGGAGCAGAAGCCCCACUACAGCCAUACGCUACCUUGCAGACAUGCAGCGCGUCAGGCCGGUCAACACACGUCAGACUUUGACGUAAGGCCUCAGUACGUGCAUCCCGACAGAGUCCAACAGACAAUAUUGUACUGCACGACGCCAAGUACUGUUUACGUGGAGCCAAACAGAAGCGAAUAUUGGGAACUGAAGGCAAAGCUUCACAUUGAUCCGGAUUAUCUUGAGGUUCUUGAAAAAAGAACAACAUUUACACAGUUUUAAAGUACCUUGGCUGACAAACAUUGAAUCGGGACUUUAUACUUCAACACAAAAAGGUAAAACGUGACGGCAUCUUCAGUGGUAUGAAGGAUUGCAGCAUGCGUUGGCGCAAUGCUCGAGCUUUGUGGCAUUGAGUAACGACUUUGGGUCUUAUCUGGCAUGUACGGCAUGUCAGAUGGUUCAAUCACAAGUACAUCGACUUGUAUUGAAAACGCGUUGAGAUAUGAACAAUUCAUUCGGACCAUAUGGCUUCGAGUGACACGUGACUUUGUUGUUGUUUCUAGAUUUGAUUAAAUGUCCAAACUCAGCUGUAUUUUGCACUGGAGAACUACAUAACUACACAAACUCAAGAUUUUACACAAAAAGUAAUUAGGUGGACAAUUUUGUGUUGUGUGGGAUGGCGGGUUGUUGUUUGGGAAACUUGUUUUUGCAAGUUAUAUGUUCUAACACUGUAGCCUAAAAGUGUCAGACAGAGAGUCUCCCUCAGUGAACAAAAAAAAUAGCUGGGGCUGCCCCGACGUUUAUCACAGCGGAUCUAACACCAAAAUGAUUCAUGACUGUGCAGCGUGCAUAAUGCUCUUUUUAUUGCAGUGGCAAGAUGGGAUGGUAGGCCUUUUAAUAACGCUUUCCUUAACAAAAUGAUCUUCAGGAGCUCGGUAUGUGCAAGUUUUCCGCUCGACAGGAACAAUGAAAUCACUCCAUACAUUCCGAACUUUGAUGAAUCGGUUAUGAACUUUUUUUUUUUUCCUCAGACUGCGGCUGUCACUCUCGUUAGUUGAGGCGAACCUCAAUCUCUUAACACCUCAAUGUACACUACUGUUGAUUAUUGAAGGGAAACGAAACAUAUUUUGAAAACCAAGCCAGAACUAAAGCAAAAUAAUUUAAUAAUUGCAGCUAAAUAUUCAGCGCACCAUGUUCAUAUUUUGUGGAGUAUUUUGCUUUUACCAUUUCAUUUUGUGAAGUCAAGUUGUGCUGAAUGAACAGGGUGUUUCAAAAAGUUUUACAAAGUUUCAAAGUGAGGAGGUAAAUACAUAAAAAAUAAAUGAAAGACCAAAUUUAAACAUACAAUUGAGUUUGAUACGUUUGUUAGAUUUUACACAUAAGAUAA
Syngnathus acus (greater pipefish) is the source of this 4002-nucleotide messenger RNA. It is a transcript of the gene slitrk5b, whose product is annotated as SLIT and NTRK-like family, member 5b. Gene Ontology annotation, biological process: positive regulation of synapse assembly; axonogenesis; regulation of presynapse assembly. The record is from RefSeq and is a predicted model, not a curated record. Gene Ontology annotation, cellular component: membrane. The transcript is spliced from 2 exons. NCBI's taxonomy places the organism in Eukaryota, Metazoa, Chordata, Actinopteri, Syngnathiformes, Syngnathidae. The coding region runs from base 300 to 2897 and encodes 865 amino acids. Gene Ontology annotation, molecular function: protein binding.